AUGGCGAGUACCAGGAAGAGAGCCGAUUCAGAUGACAACCCUCUCAGAGCAAAGAAACACAAGAGCAACGCAGAAUUCACCCUAAUGGAUUUCAUGAAGGAGUUCCCGCCAAUCAAGGGACCUUUAAAACGGUCAACCGACGAGCCCCUGCCUUGUACCGUCUUGGAGGGAUCAGAAAUGCAGAACCCUACAGACGGGAGAAGGGGCGGUCGAACGUCGAUCUUCAAUAUCAGAGUUCCUGAGAGACUUCCUUAUGACCCUAUGGAUCCAUCGGCCAGAUUUGCUCCUUAUUGGUGGCUGAAACGCCAGUAUUCCCAUUGCAUCAUACCUGAGCUUGGAGAGAAGUACAACUUCGGCUUCGAGGAUCAAACUUUCCAUUGCCUGCGCGAUCUUCACAAUGCUCGGGUUCACAUACGACAAUCAAACCCUCUUUCUGAAAAUGAAGUCUACAGCCUCGCAACCCGCUGGAUUCGACUGGAGGAAAAGGAUAGGCCGUCAUCUGACGGCUAUUUGGACAACGGCGAAAUCUAUGUCGCUACUUGCCUUCCAAGUCUCUACAACGAGGAAACCCUUGCCCAGUAUCUGGAGGACAACUACUGGGGCGAACUUUCCGCAUCGCAUUACAUGCCACGCAGCAAGUACUCUGUGCACUUUGUCGGGAAGCCUAGGUUGGGUCGCAAAGAAGAGAUAGAAUCGAUUAACGUUGCAACGGUCCUCAUUCGCAACACCAAGACUGGCGAUGUCAUUCACCUUGACACAGGGCCCUUGAGUAGCCGUCAUGAUCGGGCAGUACGGGCUGGGGAAGCGCUGAGAGCUUGGUUGAAGUUUCAGAAAGACAAGGAGCCGGAAGCGGAGCUUGGACCCAUCAGCUAUUCUGAGCCCUUGAUGCUCGAUUUGACAAAGGAGACGCUUCCUUCGCUUGCUUCAUACCACGCCCUUGUCUCAGCGACCUUGUUCCUCCGCCGUCGCAUCAUCAACUGGGGCGAUGUCAAGGCCUUCCAGUCAUACGGCAAUGCCAAGUCCAAUAUCAUGGCAAGGUCCAUGCUACAAAACAUUUCAGGAUGGCUUGGUUUGAAGUCCGCGGCCAAGGCCGGAGAACAGCUGGCGAACCCGAAGUCAAAGGCCAAGUUCGCCGAAUACUACUAUCAGGGUAGCCUUCAAGGUCGGAAUCAGCCUCUUCCUAUUUCAGAGCGUAUUGCUACCGCCCAGAAAGGAGAGUCGGAUGUCUUGAAUGAGGAACCCGCCUCGGACCUUGGAUCCGAUGAGGGAGACGACCGUGAAGAGAUCAAAACUGAUCAGGGCGACGACAGCGCCACUUCCGAUCGUAGUGACAAGGACGGCGGGAAAGACGAUGGAGAGAGAGGAGACAGCAGGAAUGUCAGUGAGGAAAGACACGAUAGCAAGAAGGUUACCUUGGAUCAAGAUGAUGGCGAGAAAGAUGAGGACCAGAAAGACAGUAACACGGAGGAGAGCAGCAACAGCAACGGCGGCGGCGAGGACGACAAUGACGAGGAGGAAGAGGAUGGCAAAACCUCCAACGCCCCUGACGCUUCCGCCUAG
This is a messenger RNA of Diaporthe amygdali, 1560 nucleotides long. RefSeq lists its product as uncharacterized. The coding region runs from base 1 to 1560 and encodes 519 amino acids. The transcript has a single exon. NCBI's taxonomy places the organism in Eukaryota, Fungi, Ascomycota, Sordariomycetes, Diaporthales, Diaporthaceae. The record is from RefSeq and is a predicted model, not a curated record.